AAUCUUUAGUUUUGACUCCUUUACUAUCUGGGUCUAUCCAAAUUCGGGUUUUUUUUAUCUGUCUUCUUUCUUCUCCAUUGCAUCGGGUGAAAACUUUAAUAAGUAUAUUUUGAAAGAAAUAUAAACAAUCUCUGCAAGGAUUGCCAUGGACUCGAUGAAUGGCAUCGAUAAUGUACCAGAAACAGCGACUCGUAAAAUCAAGGCAUUCUUUGAGUCAGCUCCACCACUAAAAGAUGUUGCUGAAAUAGAGACAAAAUUGAAGGAAUUUGUCUACCGAAAUUCUUCAUCAUCAGAGAAUGGAAAAAUAAACAGGGUGGUGUGUGUGACUUCCGGUGGUACAACUGUUCCUUUGGAGAAGCGAUGUGUUCGUUAUAUUGACAACUUUAGCUCUGGUCAUAGAGGAGCUGCUUCCACAGAGUACUUUUUGAAGGCUGGUUAUUCUGUCAUCUUUCUUUACCGUAGGGGAACUUGCCAGCCAUUUUGCAGAUCACUGCCUGAUGAUCCAUUGCUCGAGUGUUUUACUUCAACUGAUCAUUCAAGUAUUCAAGUGGACCCAUCACAUGCUGAAGUGGUGAAGAGAGCCAUUUCUGAAAAUCGUUCUGCAGUUAACGGGGGCUUCCUGUUGAAAUUACCGUUUACAACAAUUUUUGAGUAUUUGCAGAUUCUUCGGCUGAUUGCUGGCUCUUUAAGGAGCCGUGGGCCUAGUGCUAUGUUCUAUCUUGCAGCUGCAGUUUCUGACUUCUAUGUACCAUGGGAGAGCAUGACGGUGCAUAAGAUCCAGUCAGGAUCUGGUCCCUUGGACAUGCGCCUUGCUCAAGUACCGAAGAUGCUUUAUGUGCUCAGAAAUGAGUGGGCACCUGUGGCCUUCUGUAUAUCUUUCAAGCUGGAGACAGAUACAGAUAUCCUUUUAGGAAAGGCUGAUAUGGCACUCAAAAAGUACAAAAUGCAUAUGGUGGUAGCUAAUGAACUUUCAACCCGCAAAGAGGAAGUUAUAGUUGUCACAGAGCAGGAAAAAAUCGCAGUUCGUCGGGACAAAACACAGGCCGGUGCUGAUGUUGAGGACCCAUUGAUUAAACUUGUUGUGGAUAGGCAUUCAGCAUACAUCAAGCAUUCUGAUGCAUGAUCUCUAAGGACUGACUGGUGAUAUUUGUUGGAUCAGUGGAAUCUGAUUUCUUUUCAAGAAGAAUGCACUACAUCUGUGCAACAAUUAUGUAAUCAACUGUUAAAAAGAGAGGUAUCUUUCCACCCUACUCGACCAACCACCACAGGUCACAGGCUCUCUUGAAAGAGGAAAAAGAAAGAGGGUACCUUUUAGUUGUUCCAACUGCGGAGUCUUUUUUUCUUGUUAAAGAAUAUGUUUCAUGAAAGAAAAAGUAGCUGUACCCCUUAAUUUAUUACAGAAGAAUAUGUACUUUCAGCGCUGGCUAUAAUUCUUACAGUUCCCAUUUAGAAGCCCUUUUCUCUGGGCAUGAUGUUUUUCUAGAUGAUAGCUGUUUUUU
Messenger RNA from Nicotiana tabacum (common tobacco), 1499 nucleotides. Its product is annotated as phosphopantothenate--cysteine ligase 2. The record is from RefSeq and is a predicted model, not a curated record. NCBI's taxonomy places the organism in Eukaryota, Viridiplantae, Streptophyta, Magnoliopsida, Solanales, Solanaceae.